Messenger RNA from Diabrotica virgifera virgifera (western corn rootworm), 2826 nucleotides. RefSeq lists its product as uncharacterized. The transcript has 7 exons. The record is from RefSeq and is a predicted model, not a curated record. NCBI's taxonomy places the organism in Eukaryota, Metazoa, Arthropoda, Insecta, Coleoptera, Chrysomelidae. The coding region runs from base 169 to 1314 and encodes 381 amino acids.
AAGUCUAAUAACCGUGGGUUAUGGUGGUGUAUGCCGUCUUCCGUUAGUUUACGUUUGUUUCCUGUUUUUCUUGAUCCAUCGUGUUCAAGGAGUUCGCUUUUUUCCAUCCAUUGGCUCCUUGUUUAUUAAAUUAGUUUAUAUUUGGAUUAUUUCUUGUUUUAGGUAAAAAUGUAUUCUGUAAUAGAAUUUAAACAAGAAGAAGAUGGUGGUGGACUAUCUAUAGUAAAUUCAACUUGGUUGACACCUAGAAAAACUGAAGUACGUUGGCCCCCUAUAAAAGAUAACCUUCAAUUUAAAAAAGUGCUACGCAAACUAGAACCUGAAAUUGAUGAAACUUGGAAGAUAUAUGGUGUCCAGAAAAUUUUUUAUUCAACAGAUGAUUUUGAAAAGGCCACAAAUAAAUUAAAAAGAGCAGAAAUAACAUCUGAUCUACAAACUGAUCUUGAGGAUGAUAAUACCAGACCCAGAAGAAAGAUCCUGAAACGAAAAUUUAGUUCGGAUGAGGACAGCAACGACCAGGUUUCGCUAUUUAAGCCUGGCAAAAAGUCGAAGCAAAUUUUACCACGGCCUCCACCUGUGGGAAUUAAUAAACUCUAUACAAAUCCAAGAGGAUCGUCUCAAGAAUUGGAAUCUGGGACAGAUGAGUCUGACCCUGGCAUACCUUCUGGCUCUCAAUUUAUGAAAAGCAUAUCCACACCAAGGGAUAAGUUAUCAUUUCAGAUAUCUACACCAAAAUCUUCAUCGUCUUUUGGUAGGCAAGAAGCAACUGAAAUACAAACACCGACUCUGAACGAGUCUCUAAAUUUUGAUAAUAGUCUUCAGGAUACAAAUGGAUUGAAGGUUCUACUUAAACAUAUAUUAACAAUUAAGGAACAGAACAGAAAAAUUCUAAAUAUUUUGGAGAAAUCAAAACCAUUUGAAAAUUCAGAUUUACCUGAUGACUUCAAAAUAAAAUUGCCAAUAGAAUCCUUACAAGACCUGGAAGAACUAGAGAUAUAUUUGACAGAAGAAGAGAACUUCAACACUUUUAAAUCAUACUGUGCCUCAAUUUCAAACCUGAAAGAUGUUACCCAGAAGAAUAAUAGGAUAUUAAGAUCUCUUUUGACAGAUAAUAUUGCGAAGCAUUUUAAUUACUUCGGUAACAACCGGCGGCAAGACAGAGUAUCAAAUAAGCGACCAUUUAAUCAACUGCGCUUAAACAAAGUGGUUCUAGAUGCGGUAAAACAAGGAACUGACUUUACAACUCAUGAAGUUGAGAACGCUAUUAAGCGCUGGUUAAAACAUGCUCCUAACCGUAACAAGAAAAAUUACUAAUUUGGAAUUGUUUUAAUUUUAGUUUUUUAUUUGAUUAAACAUGCAAAGGUUUUAUAAAGAAACUGUAGGUGAACGCCAAAUGUGUAGGAGGGUGGCUAAGGAACUUAAAAAUACGAUUGAAGGUCUUAAUAGUAAUUUAAAUCAGGCUUCUUCCCUUGUUAGUAAAACAGUAGUACAUAGUGAUACCGUUUAGUAAGUUUUUAAGGAUAAGUAUAAAAUUUGCAAGAUGUUGAUGUAUAAAAUGUAACAUCUUUAUUUAAAAAUAGUCAAAAAAUUUAAAAAUAAAAAUAUUCUCGAUUAUGUUCAAAAAAAUUUAAAUUUUUUGACUAUUUAAAAAAGUAUGUUUUACACAUCAAUAUUUUGCAAAUUUUAUGAAAAAGAUUAUUAUUAAAAAGUUAUAUUUAUUAAAAAAAAAUACUUAUUUAUGACCAUUCAAAUACAGUGGAACCUCGAUAAGUCGGCCCCCGAUAACCCGGAAGUCCGGCUAACCCGGACCGAUUUUCUUCAGACAAACAUUUCAACAAUAAAAAUGUAUGUAUUAUGUUAAAAACAUUUUAUCUGUAGCCGCUUCUGGAAUGUCUUAAAAAUAUCGAGUUUCAUUGAUAAAAUUUGGCUUUGACCAUAAUAUAAUAUUUGAGAGAUAAUGGGUAUUUGUGUAUUGUAAUUUGAACUAUACGGUAAAGAUGACUCAUGGCACACGGCGGCAGCAGAUUAUCCAUUAUCGGGCUAUCGCAAACAACAGGCACCUUUUAUUCCUUUAUUUAUUUUCAACUGUCUUUUAAAAAAUUAUUUUUAGAACAAUGGUCUUUUAAAGUUUAAACAAUGAAAGAGCCACUGUUCUUAAAUAACAUAACAUCCUUCCGAUGGCAGACGAAAUUGACACAGCCGAAACUGACUGAGUUUUUUUUUACCUAGAAAUGAACAAUGCUCUUUCUAUACUGUCUAUACUAUACUCUAUACAAUUAUACAACUAUAAUAGGUAAGUUAGAUAUGUGUACUGUGCAUAUAUAUUUCAUGUUAUUUUAAUUAUAACGGACUUUAUCUAUAAGGAUACCGUAUUUUAUUAAUUUUUACAAUGCUCUCCGGCUAACCCGGAUUUUCGAUAACCCGGAUCGGCCGCGGUCCCGAUUAAUCCGAGUUAUCGAGGUUCCACUGUAUUAUUUUUAAAUAGCCAUGGGGAUGCGAUUCAAGAUUUUCAAAAAGAUACAUUGUCAAGUAUGAUACAUCACUAGAUUUGAAAUUUUGUGAAGAACAAUAUUGUCACAAAAAAAUUAUCUCAUUUCCUGUUAAACCGGAAGUAAUAAUUGAAGCACCGCCAAAAGCUGAAUAUUUAUGUGAUUUCAAAAUAAUCGGUUUAUUAACAAAAAAGUUAUUCACUGUUACCUGAUCUCGUCACCAGGUAUAUCUUAGCCACCCUACCUGCCAUUUGCUUUACAAAGUUUCUUGUAUUUUAUAUUCACCUGUCAUUUUACAAAGUUUUUUGUAUUUUAUAUAAUAAAAGUUUUGACAGAG